CGGGAGAUGCUCCCCGCGUUCUAUUCCGCCCCGCCAUGGCGCACCCACCAAACGUUGUGACCUCUCCCCCCUGCGGUCUCCCCUCCCCCGGACGCUGCCCCUGCCCCCACCUGUGGCGCUCCGGGCAUCUCUAAAGCCCCCAACCAGAGUCCUCCAACCCACCCGCGAGGCUCCCGCACCAGCAACGAGGCCCCACCAGCAGGGACCCAGCCCACCGGUGGCGGUACCCCCGCAUCUGCGGCCUCCCCCACCGCUAGCGCGGCCCCCACAUACGACGACUCCCGCGUAGGUGCUCUGCCCACACCCACCACCACCCCCCGCCAGCCUCUGUGCUUUCCCUCCCCUUUCCCUGCUCCUGCCCGGAGCCGCGCCCCCGCACCCGCAGCCCCUCCCGUGCGCCCGGCCCCGCCCGUCACCGCCCAUCGGCGCUGGCGCCGAGGGGGGCGCGGGCGGGGCAGCAGUUCGGAGUCCGUUGCGCCGGGGUCCCCAUUGCCUGCCACGCACCCGGACUACCGACUCCCCUUGGCCUCCUCGCCAUGGACGUGGACGACUCCCGGGCCUGCAAGGGCUCCUUGCGGAAGUUCCUGGAGCACCUCUAACCGGCAACGCCAUCGGCGUCCUGACCAGCGGCGGGAAUGCUCAAGAUCAGCCUCUGUGAACUCGGUGCUUCUCCUGGCAAGUAAACCCCAAGGAGGACUGACCAGUUCUUGAAUUUCUAUACCAUGGCCCUUCGAUCAGUGAUGUUCAGUGAUGUAUCCAUAGACUUCUCUCCGGAAGAGUGGGAAUACCUGGACUUGGAACAGAAGGACUUGUACAGAGAUGUGAUGUUGGAGAACUACAGCAACUUGGUCUCACUGGCAGGAUGCUUCAUUUCUAAACCAGAUGUGAUUUCCUUAUUGGAACAAGGAAAAGAGCCUUGGAAAGUUGUGAGGAAAGGAAGAAGACAAUAUCCAGAUUUGGAGACCAAGUAUGAAACCAAGAAGUUAUCUUUAGAAAAUGACAUUUAUGAAAUAAAUUUAUCCCCGUGGAAGAUAAUGGAAAGAAUUAAAAAACAUGGCCUUAAGGGUCUCAUUUUAAAACAUGAUUGGGAAUCCACAGGAAAAAUGGAAGGACAGGAGAGACCUCAAGAAGGAUACUUUAGUAGCGUGAAAAUGCCAUCUGAAAAGGUGUCCUCUUACCAGAAACGCACAUCUGUUACUUCACAUCAGAGACUUCAUUUUGUCGAUAAACCCUAUGAAUGUAAGGAAUGUGGGAAGGCAUUCAGAGUGCGCCAACAGCUUACUUUUCAUCACAGAAUUCAUACUGGUGAAAAACCCUAUGAAUGUAAGGAGUGUGGGAUGGCCUUCAGACAGACCGCACACCUUACUCGACAUCAGAGACUUCAUUCUGGUGAAAAACUCUAUGAAUGUAAGGAAUGUGGGGAAGCUUUCAUAUGUGGUGCAGAUCUUAGAGUACAUCAGAAAAUGCAUAUUGGUGAGAAGCCCUAUGAAUGUAAAGAAUGUGGGAAGGCUUUUAGGGUACGAGGACAACUUACUCUGCAUCAGAGGAUUCAUACUGGUGAGAAACCCUAUGUGUGUAAAGAGUGUGGAAAGGCCUUUAGACAGUACGCACACCUGACUCGGCAUCAGAAGCUUAAUAGUGCUGACAGGCUCUAUGAGUGCAAAGAAUGUGGGAAGGCCUUUUUGUGUGGCUCUGGUCUUAGAGUACAUCACAAACUUCAUACUGGUGAGAAACCCUAUGAAUGUAAGGAAUGUGGAAAGGCCUUUAGAGUGCGGCAACAACUAACACUGCAUCAGAGAAUUCACACUGGUGAGAAGCCCUAUGAAUGUAAGGAAUGUGGGAAGACCUUCAGCCGUGGUUAUCAUCUUAUUCUCCAUCACAGAAUUCAUACUGGUGAAAAACCUUAUGAAUGUAAGGAAUGCUGGAAAGCCUUUAGUCGCUACUCACAACUUAUUUCACAUCAGAGUAUUCAUAUUGGUGUUAAGCCCUAUGACUGUAAGGAAUGCGGGAAGGCCUUUAGACUACUUUCACAACUCACACAGCAUCAGAGUAUUCAUAUUGGUGAGAAACCCUAUAAAUGUAAGGAAUGUGGCAAGGCCUUUAGAUUGCGCCAAAAACUUACUCUACAUCAGAGCAUUCAUACUGGUGAAAAGCCCUUUGAGUGUAAGGAAUGUAGGAAGGCCUUUAGGCUUAAUUCAUCCCUUAUUCAACAUCUGAGAAUUCAUUCUGGUGAGAAACCCUAUGAAUGCAAGGAAUGUAAGAAGGCCUUUAGGCAACAUUCACACCUUACUCAUCAUCUGAAAAUUCAUAAUGUAAAAAUCUAAGAAAGUCUUUUCAACUUCUGUGUAAUAGAACAUUCUAUGAAUGUAGUAAUUAAUCUUUUUUGCUCCAUACAUGCAACUGACUUGGCAUUAGAGAUUUUAUACCAUUAAAAGAGUGUGAUAAUGUAUUGUAUUCCAUCAUCACUCAAACCUGAAACUUCAGCACAUUUGUUCUAAAAACUAAUCCUGUUAUAAGAGUGAGAAAGAUACUUAUCGUCAUCCCUAUCCCAUCACUUUGUGUCAUACUGGACAAGACGCUUAACUGCUCUGUGCUUUAAUUUUUUUAUUUAUGAAAUGGUCAUAUAAGAGUGCAGCAAUUUGACACUCUUUCAAUCAAGAGGUGGGAUUUACAUCCCUCUGUUGUAUAUAGGCAGACUCUGUGACUACUUCGCCCCGUAGAAUAUGGUAGAUGUAUUGCUGUGCUGGUUUCUUGACUCAGACUUUACUGGUAGAGUUACUUCAUCUCAUGAAAUGAGAGAACUGUCAUGUUACAGAGUCUGGCUACUUUGCUGAAGAGACCACAUGAAGAGACCCUGAAACUAUGUAGAGAGGGAGAGGCACCUGCUGAACCCUGUCUUCUUGACAUCCGCCAAGAUACCAGACAUUUGAGUGAAAUUUUGGAUCCACCAGACCAGCCACCAGCUAAAUGCCACUGAGUGACUUGGUAACAUCAACUGAUGCCAUGUAGAAUGGAAGAAUUGACCAGCUGAGCCCCUGCCCAAAUUUCUGACCCACAAAAACAUGAGAGAUAAUAAAAUGGUUGUCAUUUUAAGACA
This is a messenger RNA of Rhinopithecus roxellana (golden snub-nosed monkey), 3097 nucleotides long. It is a transcript of the gene ZFP82, whose product is annotated as ZFP82 zinc finger protein. The record is from RefSeq and is a predicted model, not a curated record. Gene Ontology annotation, biological process: negative regulation of transcription by RNA polymerase II. The coding region runs from base 723 to 2324 and encodes 533 amino acids. Lineage: Eukaryota; Metazoa; Chordata; Mammalia; Primates; Cercopithecidae. Gene Ontology annotation, molecular function: RNA polymerase II cis-regulatory region sequence-specific DNA binding; DNA-binding transcription repressor activity, RNA polymerase II-specific. The transcript has 5 exons.